Molecule: messenger RNA, 10620 nt
Organism: Astyanax mexicanus (Mexican tetra)
Lineage: Eukaryota; Metazoa; Chordata; Actinopteri; Characiformes; Acestrorhamphidae
Product: serine-rich adhesin for platelets
Exons: 11
Coding region: 287-10120 (3277 amino acids)
Source: RefSeq, a predicted model, not a curated record
AAUGGUUUAUAGAUUAACUCUUUGAUAUAGUAAUAUUUCAGUGGGGUGUGAGUGUCUCUGUGCUCAUUCCAAUUAUAGUGGUUUACUUAAGGUGGGAACAUUACCUUUCCCAACUACUUGAUGACACACUGGCUACAGCGGAAAGAACUAUACUCAUCCCUCCAUCAUGAGCCAGUCAGUGCCAGAGAUGUGAAGCCACCUCAGAGUUCUUCCAGAGACAGACUUUACAGAAAGGAGGAAAACCCGAAUGAAUAAACAACAAAAGGACUGAUUUUUAUCAGACAACAUGGGAACUUUCGAAGAACUGCUUCUGGGUAAUAAACCAACGCUUCCUUCUGCCAUCCUACUGACUGUACUCAUUCUGCUACCAGCAUUUACCAUAACAUCUCAGGCUGAAACAACAGGAAGUUUCACAAACUUCACUACACAAACUUCAGAAUUGAAAGAAAACGAGACGUCAACUCUCUCAGAGUCAACAACUGAAUUAAGCUCCACAGUGGGAUUGACACCAACAUCAGAAACCCCACUACAAACAUCUGUGACAAUAUCUACAGCAGAAGAAUCUACACCAACACCUUUAAUCCUCUCAACUGAAGAAGACCAUUCAACAUCAUCUCUCUCAACAUCUACAAGCUUAGCAUCUGAUUCAUCCCCAAGUACUGAAUCUGAAGGCACUACCAGUGCAAGUUCAACAGAACCUGUCACUAAAUCAAGUCCCACAAUCUUUACAAACCAUGAAUUCACACAAAGCAGUUCAUUUUACACAACAGAUGAGCCAAGUUCAUCUUCAUCAACUAACUCAACAAUUACCUAUUCGUCUUCACAAACUUCAGAACUUUCAAGUAAGACAAGCCACCAAUCAUCAGAGUCAUCUGUCACAACUGAAGUUGGUUCUUCAGAGUCAACAACUGAAUUCAGCUCCACAGUGGGAUUGACACCAACAUCAGAAACCCCACUACAAACAUCUGUGACAAUAUCUACAGCAGAAGAAUCUACACCAACACCUUCAAUCCUCUCAACUGAAGAAGACCAUUCACCAUCAUCUCCUCUCUCAACAUCUAUAAGCUUAGCAUCUGAUCCAUCACCUAGUACUAAAUCUAAAGGCACAAAUACGGCAAGCUCAACAGAACAUGUAACCGAAUCAAGUCCCACCAUCUCUACAAACCAGGAAAUUACACAUAGUAGUUCAUUUUACACAACAGAUGAGCCACAUCCAUCUUCAUCCACUGACUCAACAAUUAUCUAUACAGCUACUUCACAAAAUUCAGAACUUUCAAGUGGGACAAGCGAACAAGCUUCAGAAUCGACUGUCUCAGAUAAAACCAGUUCUUUAGAGUCAACAACUGAAUUCAGCUCCACAGUGGGAUUGACACCAAAUUCAGAAACCCCACCACAAACAUCUGUGACAAUAUCUACAGCAGAAGAAUCUACACCAACACCUUCAAUCCUCUCAACGGAAGAAGACCAUUCGACAGUAUCUCCUUUCUCAACAUCAAAUGGUUUAGCAUCUGAAUCAUCACCAAGUACUGAAUCUGAAGGCACCACAACUGCAAGCUCAACUGAACCUGUAACUGAAUCAAAUACCACCAUCUCAACAACUCAGGGAAUUACACAAAGUAGUUCAUUUUACACAACAGAUGAGCCACAUUCACCUUCAUUAACUGACUCAACAAUUUACUAUACAUCUACUUUACAAACUUCAGAAAUUUCAAGUAGGACAAACCAACAAUCCUCUGAGUCAACUGUAACAACUGAAGUUGAUUCUUCAGAGUCAACAACAGAAUUGAGCUCUACACUGGGAUUGACACCAACUUCAGAAACCCCACUACAAACAUCUGUGACAAUAUCUACAGCAGAAGAAUCUACACCGACACCUCCAAUCCUCUCAACUGAAGAAGACCAUUCAACAUCAUCUCCUCUCUCAACAUCUAUAAGCUUAGUAUCUGGUACAUCGCCUAGUACUGAAUCUAAAGACUCAACCACUGCAAGAUCAACUGAACAUGUAACUGAAUCAAGUCUCACUAUCUCAACAAACCAGGAAAUUACACCUAGUAGUUCAUUUUACACAACAGAUGAUCCAAGUUCAUUUUCAUCAACUGGGACAAGCCAACAAUCUUCAGAAUCAUCCAUCACAACUGAAGCUGGUUUCUCAGAGUCAACAACAGAUUCCAGCUCCACAGUGGGAUUGACACCAACUUCAGAAACCUCACCACAAACAUCUGUGACAGUAUCUACAGCAGAAGAAUCUACAUCGACACAUUCAAUCCUCUCAACUGAAGAAGACCAUUCAACAUCAUCUCCUCUCUCAACAUCUAUAAGCUUAACAUCUGAUUCAUCAUCUAGUACUGAAUCUGAAGGCACUAACACUGCAAGCAAAACAGAACCUGCAACUGAAUCAAAUCCUACCAUCUCAACAACCCAGGAAUUCACACAAAGCAGUUCAUUUUACACAACAGAUGAGCCAAGUUCAUCUUCAUCAACUAACUCAACAAUUACCUAUUCGUCUUCUUCACAAACUUCAGAACUUUCAAGUAGGACAAGCCACCAAUCAUCAGAGUCAUCUGUCACAACUGAAGUUGGUUCUUCAGAGUCAACAACUGAAUUCAGCUCCACAGUGGGAUUGACACCAACUUCAGAAACCCCACCACAAACAUCUGAGUCAAUAUCUACAGCCGAAGAAUCUACACCAACACCUUCAAUCCUCUCAACUGAAGAAGACCAUUCAACAUCAUCUUCUCUCUCAACAUCUAUAAGCUUAGCAUCUGAUUCAUCCCCAAGUACUGAAUCUGAAGGCACUACCACUGCAAGCUCAACGGAACCUGUCACUGAAUCAAGUCCCACAAUCUCUACAAACCAGGAAUUUACACCAAGUAGUUCAUUUUACACAACAGAUGAUCCAAGUUCAUCUUCAUCAACUGACUCAACAGUGAAGUAUACAUCUGGUUUGCAAACUUCAGAAAUUUCAAGUGGGACAAGCCACCAAUCCUCUGAGUCAACUGUCACAACUGAAGUUGAUUCUUCAGAGUCAACAACUGAAUUCAGCUACACAGUGGGAUUGACACCAACUUCAGAAACCCCACUACAAACAUCUGUGACAAUAUCUACAGCAGAAGAAUUUACAUCAACACCUUCAAUCCUCUCAACUAAAGAAAACCUUUCACCAUUAUCUUCUCUCUCAACAUCUAUAAGCUUAGCAUCUGGAACAUCACCUAGUACUGAGUCUGAAGACUCAAUGACUACAAGCUCAACUGAACCUGUAACUGAAUCAAGUCCCACCAUCUCAACAACUCAGGAAAUUACACAAAGUAGUUCAUUGUACACAACAGAUGAGCCACAUUCACCUUCAUUAACUGACUCAACAAUUGACCAUACAUCUACUUUACAAACUUCAGAACUUUCAAGUGGGACAAGCAAACAAUCUUCAGAAUCGACUAUCUCAGAUAAUACCAGUUCUUCAGAGUCAACAACUGAAUUCAGCUCCACAGUGGGAUUGACACCAACUUCAGAAACCCCACUACAAACAUCUGUGACAAUAUCUACAGCAGAAGAAUCUACACCAACACCUUCAAUCCUCUCAACUAAAGAAAACCUUUCACCAUCAUCUUCUCUCUCAACAUCUAUAAGUUUAGCAUCUGGAACAUCACCUAGUACUGAGUCUGAAGACUCAGUGACUACAAGCUCAACGGAACCUGUCACUGAAUCAAGUCCCACAAUCUUUACAAACCAUGAAUUUACACCAAGUAGUUCAUUUUACGCAACAGAUGAGCCACAUUCAUCUUCCUCCACUGACUCAACUGGGGCAAGUGCAACAAGCCAACAAUCUUCAGAAUCAUCCAUCACAACUGAAGUUGGUUCUUUAGAGUCAACAACUGAGUUGAGCUCUACACUGGGAUUGACACCAACUUCAGAAACCCCACUACAAACAUCUGUGACAAUAUCUACAGCAGAAGAAUCUACUCCAACACCUUCAAUCCUCUCAACUGAAGAAGAUCAUUCAACAUCAUCUCCUCUCUCAACAUCUAUAAGCGUAGCGCCUGAUACAUCUCUUAGUACUGAGUCUGAAGACUCAACCACUGCAAGCUUAACUGAACAUGUAACCGAAUCAAGUCCCACCAUCUCAACGACCCAGGAAUUCACACAAAGCACAGAAGAAUCUACUCCAACACCUUCAAUCCUCUCAACUGAAGAAGAUCAUUCAACAUCAUCUCCUCUCUCAACAUCUAUAAGCGUAGCGCCUGAUACAUCUCUUAGUACUGAGUCUGAAGACUCAACCACUGCAAGCUUAACUGAACAUGUAACCGAAUCAAGUCCCACCAUCUCAACAACCCAGGAAUUCACACAAAGCAGUUCAUUUUACACAACAGUUGAGCCACAUUCAUCUUCAUCAACUAACUCAACAAUUACCUAUUCUUCUUCUUCACAAACUUCAGAACUUUCAAGUGGGACAAGCCACCAAUCAUCAGAGUCAUCUGUCACAACUGAAGUUGGUUCUUCAGAGUCAACAACUGAAUUCAGCUCCACAGUGGGAUUGACACCAACAUCAGAAGCCCCAUUGCAAACAUCUGUGGCAAUAUCUACAGCAGAAGAAUCUACAUCGACUCCGUCUAUCGUCUCAACUGAAGAAGACCAUUCAACAUUAUCUCCUCUCUCAACAUCUAUAAGCUUAGCGUCUGGUACAUCACCUAGUACUGAGUCUAAAGACUCAACCAAUGCAAGCUCAACAGAACCUGUAACUGAAUCAAAUACCACCAUUUCUUCACCACAGGAAUUUACAACAAAGAGUUCAUUUUAUACAACAGAUGAGCCAAAUUCAUCUUCAUUAACUGAUUCAACAAUUACCUAUCCAUCUACUACACAAAGCAUGUCUGCUUCAUCAGAGCCUGAAUCCUCAGCCACACCUGAUUACAUUACAAUGCAAACAUCUAGACAAUCCUCAGAAACAUCAGAAUUUACAAAUGGGACAACUUAUCAAUCGUCAGAAUCUACUUCUUUGGAUGACACCAGCUCUUCCUUGUCAACAACUGAAGUCAGAUCCACAGUGGGAUUAACACCAACAUCAGAAACCCAAUCACACACAUCUUUGUCAAUAUCUACAGCAGAACUUACAUCAACACAUUCCAUCCUCUCAACUGAAGAAGACCAUUCAACAUCAUCUCCUCUAUCAACAUCUAUAAGCUUAACAUCUGAUACAUCGCCUAGUACUGAAUCUGAAGGCACUACCUCCGCAAGCAAAACAGAACCUGCAACUGAAUCAAAUACCACCAUCUCAACAACCCAGGAAUUUACACAAAGCAGUUCAUUUUACACAACAGAUGAGCCACAUUCAUCUUCAGCCACUGACUUAACAAUGAACUGUACAUCUGGCUUACAAACUUCAGAAAUUUCAAGUGGGACAAGCCACCAAUCAUCAGAAUCCACUGUCUCAGAUGAAACCAGUUCUUCAGAGUCAACAACUGAACUGAGGACCACAGUGGGAUUUACAUCAACAUCAGAAACUCCUCUACAAACAUCUCUAACAAUACCAACAACAGAAAAACCUACACAGACUCCCUUCUCAACUGAGGCAAAUUCAACACCAUCAUCUUUCUCAACAUCAACAACUUUAACAACUGAAAGCUCAAUCACUGCUCAGUCUGAAGGUCCUAUCACUGUGGGCUCAACAGAACAUACUUCAAGAGAAACUUCAGAACUUACAAGUGGGACAAGUCAACAACCAUUGGAAUCUACAACUGAACCAGCAGAGACUCCUCUGUUUGUCUCAACUGAAGAAGUGCAUUCAACACACUCUGCUUUCUCAACAUCAACAAGCUCAACAAAUAACACUUCAAAUCCUACCCAAUCUGAUGGUUCUACUACAGCUGAAAAGCCAGUUUCAUUACCAUCAGAUGAACCCAGUUCUUCAGCAUCAACAACUGAACUGAGGUCUACAACAGGAAUGACAUCAACAAUCCUAACAACUGAAACUGCAAUCACUACUCAAUCUGAAGGUCCUACCACUGCAAGCUCAAUAGAACAUACUACAAUUGAAACUCCAGAAACCUCAGUUUCAUUGUCAUCCUUUACAACAGCUGAGUCCCUUUCAUCACCAUCAAGUGACUCAACAAUAUUCUUAACAUCGGCCACUUCAAUAAGCCUAACUACAUCAGAAUCUACUGUCUCAGUUGAAGCUGGUUCUUCAACAUUAAGAACUGAAUUUAGCUCCACAGUGGGAAUGGCACCAACACCAGAAACCUCAUUACAAACACUUGUGACAGUAUCUACAACAGAACCAGCAGAGACUCCUAUUACAUCACCUAAUACUGAAUCUAUAGGUUCUACCUCUGUGGGCUCACCAGAAAGUUCUGUAACUGAACUCAAAUCAACAGAAAUAACCAGACAAUUCUCAGAAUCUACUUUAUCAGAUAAAACCAGUUCUUCAGCAUCAACAACUGAACUGAGGUCUACAACAGGAAUGACAUCAACAAACUUAACAACAGAAACCACAAUCACUACUCAAUCUGAAGGUCCUACCACUGCAAGCUCAAUAGAACAUACUACAACUGAAACUCCAGUUUCAGUGUUGUCCUACCCAACGUCUGAGUCUCUUUUAUCACCAUCAAGUGACUCAACAAUAUUCUUAACAUCGGCCACAUUGAUAAGCCCCACUACAUCACCUGAAUAUGAAAGUUCUACCACUGUAGGCUCAACAGAACAUACUUCAAGAGAAACUUCAGAACAUACAAGUGGGACAAGUCAACAGUCAUCAGAAUCUACUGUAUCAGAUGAAACCAGUGUGUCAACAUCUGAACUGAGUUCCACAGCAGAAAUUACAUCAACACCAGAAACCCCACUAAAAUCAUCUGUGCCAAUAUCUACAAAGGAAGAACCAACACAAACUCCUCUGGUCCUCUCAACUGAAGAAGCACUUUCAACACCAUCUCCUGUCUCAACAUCAACAAGUUUAACAACUGACACUUUAAAUCCAACCCAAUCUGAAGGUUCUACCACAUCUGAAAAGUCAAUUUCAUUACCGCCAACUAACUCAACAACAACCCUAACAUCUACCACAUCAAGACCAAUACUUAUUACAUCAACUAAUACUGAAUCUGAAGGUUCUACCACUGUGGGCUCAACAGAAAGUUCUGUAACUGAACUCAAAUCAACAGAAAUAACUAGACAAUCCUCAGAAACUUCAGAACUUACAAGUGGGUCAAGUCUACAAUACUCAGAAUCUACUUUAUCAGAUGAAGCCAGUUCUUCAGUCUCAACAACUGAACUGAGGUCUACAACAGGAAUGACAUCAACAAACUUAACAACUGAAACCACAAUCACUACUCAAUCUGAAGGUCCUACCACUGCAAGCUCAAUAGAACAUACUACAACUGAAACUCCAGUUUCAGUGUCGUCCUACCCAACGGCUGAGUCCCUUUCAUCACCAUCAAGUGAGUCAACAAUAUUCUUAACAUCGGCCACAUUGAUAAGCCCAACUACAUCAUCUGAAUCUGAAAGUCCUAUCACGUCUGAAAAGCCAAUUUCAUUACCAUCUAGCAACUCAACAACAACCUUAACAUCUACUAUAUCAAACCCAAUACUUGUUACAUCACCUAAUACUGAAUCUGAAAGUUCUACCACUGUGGGCUCAACAGAACAUACUUCUAGAGAAACGUCAGAACGUACAAGUGGGACAAGUCAACAAUCAUCAGAAUCUACUGUCUCAAUUGAAGCUGGUUCUUCAACAUUAACAACUGAAUUUAGCUCUACAGUGGAGAUGACAACCACAGCAAACCCAUUACAAACAUUUGUGACAAUAACUACAACAGAAGAACCUACACAGAGUCCUCUAGUUCCCUCAACUGAAGAAAUGCUUUCAAAAUCUUCUUUCCCAACAUCAGCAACCUUAACAACUGAUACCUCAAUAACUACUCAAUCUGAAAGUUCUACCACUGUAGGCUCAACAGAACAUACUUCAAGAGAAACGUCAGAACGUACAAGUGGGACAAGUCAACAAUCAUCAGAAUCUACUGUCUCAAUUGAAGCUGGUUCUUCAACAUUAACAACUGAAUUUAGCUCUACAGUGGAGAUGACAACCACAGCAAACCCAUUACAAACAUCUGUGACAAUAACUACAACAGAAGAACCUACACAGAGUCCUCUGGUUCUCUCAACUCAAGAAGCAAAUUCAACAUCAUCUCCUUUCUCAACAUCAGUAAGCUUAACAACUGAAACUUUAAAUACUACCCAAUCUGAAGGUUCUACCACAGCUGAAAAGCCAACUUUAUUAUCAUCAACCAACUCAACCACAACCUUAACAUCUAUCACAACCCAAAACGCCACAGAAACCACAUCAUUGACUACAAAAUUAACAGAAACUUCAACAUUUGCAAGUUCAUUUAUCCCUACAUCAUCAACACCCACACAAGCCACUGUCUUCUCCACAACUGAAGCCUCUCAUUCCACUCAACCCACUCACUUCAUUUCACCUGCUACAUCUACUGCUCCAACUCAUCCAGACCACACAACAAAGGAGACACCUUCCUCAACAAUCCCAACCAACCCAACAUCAGUAACAAAUUCAACUGGAAAACCAAUCCAAACGUCAUCUAUCACCACAGCAGAAAAAACGUCUUCUACCACAAAUGCAACAUUAUUUUCAGGAUCUACUUCUGAAAUAGUGACACAGUCUCAAAUGAAAAGCACUGAAAAGGUUGCUACAUCAACGAGUCAACCUUCCUUCGAAUUUACCAAAUCUACUUCUACUACUCAUCUAGAACCCACAACGAAGGAGACACUUUCAUCAACAGUUACAAACCCAACACUGACUACAAAUUUAACAGAAAAGCCAACCCAGACAUCAGAAACAACGUCUUCUUUCACAAAUGCAACAAUAUCGUCCAGACCAACCACUGAAAUGUUGACACCUUCUGGGAAUACAACAACUAAACAGUCUUCUACUCUAACAACUCAACCAUCCAUUGGAUUUACGAAUCAGUCUUCAAAAUCUCCUGCUGCUUUUACCACUUUACAUUCCUCUUCCACUGGUAAAGUGACUCAAAUGACACUCUCCUCUUCCACUCAAGUGAAAUCAACCAUAUCUCUUCCAACUACCAGUUCCUAUACUUCCAUAUUAAUGAGUGAAACUACGCCAAGUAAUUGCAUUAAUUUCACUUCUGGCGGUUCCUGCAACAUUGCAACAGUGAUAUUGUCUGGGACAAGUCUGGUCAGGAAUGCAACUGUUUCUCUAAAGAUAGAAAAGAAUUACACUUCUGCCUAUGAAAAUUUGACUUCCCCGGAAUCCAAAAGCUUGAUUAGCACUUUAAUGCCCGUGCUUAAUGAUUUCUACAAAAAAGCAAACCCACAAAACUUCAGAGCUGUGCACAUUAUUAGUUUUAGGGAAGGAAGUGUCAUCGUCAACAGUAGUGCGGAAUACAUCUAUCCCAACAAUCAAUCACAAAUUGAUUUUCUCAACAACAAUCUAGAAGAAGAACUGAGGAAAAUCUUUAAUGAUUCUAAUACAUUGGAGAUUCUUGGCAAAGAACUUGAAACCAAUGUUUCUUUUGGAGAUGUUGUAAUGCCAGAGGCUAUAAUAAAUGAUGUUGCAGAAUUAAAACCGUACCUGAACUGCACUUUGGACUUUGCCAACUUUUCGCUGGUCAUUGAAGACGGUGUGUGGGUAUGUGAGGGUCUGUGCAGAAGUGACCCCUCCUACUGCAAUUUUCAUGGGGAGUGCUUUAAUUGGGAGGAUGGACCAGAGUGCGAAUGCUAUUCAAGUAAUUUUGAGGAAUACUACGGGCCAAGGUGUGAUCUUUACAGCAGAACUUCAGGGUUUUAUGCUGUACUCUUUGGAACUUUAGUGGGUGCCCUGUUUCUGCUCUUCAUUCUGGUAAUAGUAAUUUGGCUGCUGCGAAGACGUCAUGCGGGGAAAUGGUCCAUGACUGGCAGGUCUAAUCUGAAGAGGUUGUCAAUGUUUGAUGAGGUCUUCUUUGACUUCAGAGGCUCAGGUUAUGGGACAUACCAGCUGUAUAAAGAAGGAAAUGAGACAGAGAAAACUUCUGCUGCAGAUUUCAGGCCAAAUCUUGAGAAUGUCGACACAACAUUAGAUGUGACCACAAAACGACCAGAACUCACAGCUAACCAAAGUUAAUUUUCACUUGAGUGAAUGUCUGGGAUUUCUUCUUCAGUUUCAAAUGUUUAAGUAGUGCUUUGUGGCUUCUUACACCUCAGAAUGUCGAGUUUUAUAUUAAAUAAAAACAGAGCCUAUUAACUUAAAUACUAACUGUAACUUACGAAUGUAAAUUAUAAAUCAAACUCAGUAUUUAAGUAAAUGAUUGAGCUGCUACGUCUACACUUUACUUUUUUUUACUUUUACUAAAGUCAUUAUUUCAGCACCUUAACUCCAUUAAUAAAUUUGACUCACUUUUGUUUCACAAUCUGCUUUUGUCUGAAGAAUACACAGUACUACAAUUACAGUUAUGUUAUAUUGUGUUGAGCUUAAUGUUAUUUAUUAAUUAUUUAGAAUAAGUGAGAGAUAUGAGCUUGAUCAUAUCUUCAGGAUUGCUUUUUUUCUGCAUCAAUUUUGAGAGAAGAUGUUAAAUACAGUUGUAUUAAACUAUUUUAUAGCCAGAUUAUGUGUGUUAGUUUUAG